AUGGACUCCACCGCGGCGGCGGCGGCGGCGCCGGUGCUGCUGGUGACGAACGACGACGGGAUCGACGCGCCGGGGCUCCGCUUCCUCGUCGACCAGCUCGUCGCCGCGGGGCGAUACCGCGUACUCGUCUGCGCGCCCGACACGUACUUAGUGGAAUCAACAUUGGAAAUAAUUGUGGGUACCAUGUUUGCUGGUUCUAGGGAGGCAUUCUUAUAUGGGAUUCCUGCAAUAGCUAUGUCAUAUGAUUGGGUUGCGGGUCGGAGCAGUGUUAAUGACCUCAAGGUGUCUGCAGAGGUCUGCAUGCCUCUGAUAAAUGCUAUCGUGACUGAGAUCAAGAAUGGGACUUAUCCUCAAGGAUCAUUCUUGAAUGUAGAUGUACCAACAGAUGCUGCACACCACAAGGGCUACAAAAUUACAAAACAAGGAACAUAUAUGGCCAGAAUUAGUUGGGAGCAAACAGUUUACAAGAAGCCUGCAGUAGAAAGUUACCAGACAGCAAACAUGGAUGUUGAUGGCGAAAAGGACAGCGGACUAGUUACUUCAGAAGAUGACCUACUGUUUAAGAGAGUGAUUGUAGGGAGAAGUUCCGAUGGAGUGGAAGGAGAGGAAAUGGACCACAAUUCCCUAGUUGAUGGAUAUAUCACCGUUACUCCUUUGGGUGCUCUUUCCCGCACAGAACCAGAUGCCAUACCCUAUUUCAAAGCUUGCGUCUCACGUCUGGUUGACAAUUUCUCUUCUCUUAGCCCUUCUUUUUCUAGAAGCAGAGUAGGAUGA
Molecule: messenger RNA, 774 nt
Organism: Miscanthus lutarioriparius
Lineage: Eukaryota; Viridiplantae; Streptophyta; Magnoliopsida; Poales; Poaceae
Source: the annotation of a GenBank genome assembly